This is a messenger RNA of Panicum virgatum (switchgrass), 1104 nucleotides long. RefSeq lists its product as uncharacterized. The coding region runs from base 155 to 820 and encodes 221 amino acids. Gene Ontology annotation, molecular function: DNA binding. Gene Ontology annotation, biological process: DNA repair; DNA replication; DNA recombination. Gene Ontology annotation, cellular component: nucleus. Lineage: Eukaryota; Viridiplantae; Streptophyta; Magnoliopsida; Poales; Poaceae. The transcript has 6 exons. The record is from RefSeq and is a predicted model, not a curated record.
GAAGAAAAGAAUCUAUUACAGUUCAGCAUAGAUCCUUUUACUCAAAAGGGUGAACGAUAUCAGUGCACUGUAACGAUCAUAGGAAUACCGGAUAAACAACAUUGGUGCUAUUGUGCUUGUCGUGUAUGCUCAUCAAAAAUGAUAUCAACACCUGAUGGGUUCCAGUGUACAAAGGAUGGAGGCUGCCCUUCAAAAACAACAUUGGUGCUAUCAUGCUUGUCGUGUAUGCUCAUCAAAAAUGAUAUCAACACCUGAUGGGUUCCAGUGUACAAAGGAUGGAGGCUGCCCUUCAAAACAAUUUGAAUGGAAGUACAAAAUUCCAUUUAUAGUUGCAGACGACACAUAUAGUCUUGAGUUCAUGAUGUUCGAAAGAAGAGCUGCUGAACUUAUUGGUAAGAGUGCUGAAACAUUAAGAAAAUACAAUGAUCCAGAUAUAAUUCCAAGCGACAUUUCACAAUGGAUUGGCCACAAGUUCACAUUGGUCGUAAGGAUUCUAUAUAAAAAGAGUAUGAGGACUGAACAUCCGUCAUUUGAGGUCCUGUCGAUAAAAGAACGCCAUGGAAAGCAGGAUGUACUUCCAUUAUUAAGCACUCAGUCAUCCGCACUAGGACCAGGAACAUCAUCAGCUAUAGUUGCAACCAAGGAUCUACCUGAACUAAUGACUAUAUCUUCUAAAACACCAACAGAUCAGGAACUUGCAAUGCUAACUCAAUCCAUAGGAGAAUUUGAUGAUAUGGACAUUGAUAAGUCACCAGGAAGGCCUUAUGAUGAUAUUGAGGAUGAGGACAAAAAGAAGGUCUUCAAGAAAGGCAAGAAGUAACAAGUUACAACAGAUAUUGGCCACGCAACAGCUAUUUUGGUGCUUACUAUAGAACUAGCUUUUGUCGCUUCCAUCCGGACACACACAUAUCCACACUACUUUUGCAGUGGCACUCAUUUUGGUGUAUAUAAUGCCACUUUUCUUAUUGUGUUCCUUCAAACUUGGGUUACGUGAUAGUUGCAACACUAAAUGUGCCUCUUAUGAAAUAUAUUGAUAUAUUAUUAUGUACGGAACCAUAAACUACUAUGAACGUCGAUAUAUUAUAUAUGUUCCAAUUCUACUUC